AUGGCAGUGAUCACGAACGGCCGCGCGGCCAUCUGGCUCGCGGCGGUGUACGCGGCCAUCAUCAUGUCUCUAUCAGGCCCAGCAGACGCGGCACGCCUGCUGCGGCAGGACGUGCAGACGGUCGCCUCGAAGGGCGUCAACCCCCUGAGCAGCAAGACGAGCCUGUUUGCCCUGGCCGGAGAGGCCGAGUCGCGCUCCAACGCCAAGUCCAGCGGCCUCUACUACAACGGCGCCUCCACAGUCCUAUACGCCGGAGAACUCUACCCCUCAGCCCGCGACUCCGCCAGCACGCGCAACGGCGAGCAGAGCGGCGGGCGCGGCAGGGCGACUGGCGGGCCGGGGGGCGUGCCCAUCAGCACCUUUGGGACCUACGUGAACGCCGUCACGGACACGGGGCGCGCGAGAGCCGUCUCCGCCUCCGAGGCCAUGCCGAUCUACACCACCGAGGGCGGCCGCGCGGGCAGCUCCCACGGCGCCACCACGGCCACUUUUGACGUGUCGGAGCUGAGGAGGGGCACCGGCGUUAAGAACAACGUGUUCCUGGACAGCGCCGCCGUCAACAGCCUGGCGCCGCUGUCGACGUCCAUCAGCGCGGCCGGCGGCGGCCCCAUGGCCGUCGCCGCGGCGGGCCAGGCGGUCUCUAUGGCCAACGCCGACCUGCCUGGCAACGACGGCGGCAUCGUAGACACCGACACUCAGGAGCUGAUUGCGCGCGGCAGGAGCGGGGCUCUCAGCGGUGUUCGUCAUGCUUCUUCGCAAGCUGUCAAGCAGCGCAUCCGCGCCAUCAAAAACAUCGGCAAGAUCACCAAGGCCAUGAAGAUGGUUGCCGCGUCGAAGAUGCGCAACGCGCAAGUGGCAGUGGAGAACAGCCGCGGGAUCGUCGCGCCCUUUGUGCGGCUGUUCGGCGACUACCCAGCGAUCGCGCCCCCCAAGCAGGUGGCCGUCUCGGUCACCAGCGACAAGGGGCUGUGCGGCGGCCUCAACUCCACAAUCACCAAGUACACCAAGGUGCUGCUGCAGAUGACUCCGCCGGAGUCCAAGUCGACCCUCGUCAGCAUCGGCGACAAGGGGCGCAGCCAGCUCAUCCGCGCGGCGCCAGACGUGCUCACCAGCGUGUUCCAGGACACGUAUAAGGUGUGUGUGUGA
Monoraphidium neglectum is the source of this 1146-nucleotide messenger RNA. Its product is annotated as F-type H+-transporting ATPase subunit gamma. NCBI's taxonomy places the organism in Eukaryota, Viridiplantae, Chlorophyta, Chlorophyceae, Sphaeropleales, Selenastraceae. Gene Ontology annotation, molecular function: proton-transporting ATP synthase activity, rotational mechanism. The record is from RefSeq and is a predicted model, not a curated record. Bases 1 to 1146 code for a protein of 381 amino acids. The transcript is spliced from 10 exons. Gene Ontology annotation, biological process: proton motive force-driven ATP synthesis.